Messenger RNA from Biomphalaria glabrata, 2537 nucleotides. RefSeq lists its product as uncharacterized. The coding region runs from base 203 to 1447 and encodes 414 amino acids. The transcript is spliced from 8 exons. Gene Ontology annotation, cellular component: nucleus. Gene Ontology annotation, biological process: DNA repair. NCBI's taxonomy places the organism in Eukaryota, Metazoa, Mollusca, Gastropoda, Planorbidae. Gene Ontology annotation, molecular function: ATP-dependent polydeoxyribonucleotide 5'-hydroxyl-kinase activity; double-stranded DNA binding; polynucleotide 3'-phosphatase activity. The record is from RefSeq and is a predicted model, not a curated record.
UACUUCGCGGAAAAUCGACCCAAUUUUAACAAACAUUACGCCCAUAUUAGAUCAAGAUCUAUAUAGAUCUAGAUUCUAUGUCCAGACUCGUUCUAAAUCAGAAUGGAAAGUAGAACUACACCUAAUAUAAAUAGCAGCUUACGGGUAGGCUUCGGCAUAGCCUACCACUGGCAUUAUACAAGCUCUAACACUGACUGCGAAAAUGAGCGGACGCCCAAAGAGAAAGGCAGUUUCAAAUACAGAAUUGAAAGCAAAAAAAUUAAAAGGUGAAACAGAAUUGGGUAACGGACUUCGAUGGACCAAUGUUGAUCAAAGCGGUGAUCAAUGCCAAAUGAUAGCUUUAACAUCGGAUACACUUGAUGGCAAAUCUAAAGUCGUUGGCUUCGACGUGGAUUUUACUGUUAUCAAGACUGCCAGCGGCCGCAAGUUUGCAACAGGUGCUAAAGAUUGGGUCUUUUGGGACACUACUGUACCAGAAAAGCUCAGGAGUUUGAACAAAGAUGAUUACAGGAUAGUGUUUUUCACAAAUCAAGCAGGCAUUGAAAAAAAAAAGCUGACACCUGAAAGCUUCAAAGACAAAAUGGAAGAUAUAAUUAAACAACUUGGCAUUCCAGUUCUGGUAUUUGCAAGCACAGGAAGCAAUCAGUACAGAAAGCCAAACACAGCCAUGUGGGAUUACUUUGUUAAAAACUGUAAUAAUGGUGUAAAGGUGGAUAAGGCAAAGUGCACAUAUGUCGGGGAUGCAGCUGGGCGGAGCAAAGGAUGGGCCAAGGAUAAACCAAAAGAUUUUUCAUGCAGUGACAGGAUGUUUGCUGCUAAUAUCGGAAUAAGAUUUUCAACUCCUGAUGAAUUUUUCCUAAAUGAAGCUCCAGUACCAUUUCAUUGGGGAUCAUUAGAUUCUAAAAAAUUUCUGUCAUCUCAUCCACCUGUGCCAGCAGGAGCUGACAAAAGUUCUUUUGCUAGUAAGGUCCAAGAACUUGUGUUAAUGGUUGGUCAGCCAGCUUCUGGAAAGAGCACUUUCAGGCGUCGCCACUUGGAACCCUCAGGUUAUGUUGCAGUCAACAGAGACACUAUGGGAACUAUGGAGAAAUGUAUCAAGGCUGCGAAAGCAGCUCUUCAAGAGGGUAAAAGUGUUGUAGCUGACAAUACUAAUCCAUCUGUAGACGGUAGAGCUGCUUUUAUAAAAUUAGCCCAAGAGAAAGGAAUACCAUGCCGAUGUUUCUGGCUUCAGACUCCACUGGAACUCUCUCAUCAUUUAAAUAUGUUCAGGCAGAAUCAGACAAAGGGUGCAGUUCGUAGAAUCCCUGAUGUGGGAUUUAAUAUGUUUAAAAAGAACUUUCAAGAGCCACAGUUAUCAGAAGGAUUCUCUGACAUUAUUAAAGUUGAUUUCAAGCCUAGAUUUGACAAUAAAAAUGAUGAGGAGCUAUUCAAACAGUGGACUGAUUAGAUACAAUGUUAAAAAUAAUUGGACAAAAAACAAAUAUGCUUCAAGCCAGCUUUAUGCUAUUACUGAGCUUAUUGUGCAGAGUUAGCCUUACAGGUGCAUAGAAAACCAAAUGAGAUAUUUAAAUAAUGCACAUAUUUCAAGUUUGGGGAGGUUAGGCUUUGAUAUUAACUCAAGGUAAACACUUGCUAUUGCAUACUUUUUAAAUGAGAUUGUGUGAAUCCACUGAGAUUUAUUAACACAAUACUAAUACAUAUACCUAAAAAAAAAAAAAAAAUUCUCAAUAGAAACAAGACAUUCUGUUACUCAGUUGUAUUUGAGAAUUUUUAUAUUCCCUUUUAACAAGCCAUGUUGUUACUUUUUUGUAUUCAAAUGAGUUUUAUAUCUUCUUUUAACAACCAAUGUUGUCACCUUGAGUAUUGGAAUAAUUUUUAACUCCCCUAUAAACAAGACAUGUUAAUACAUACCUGUAUUUGUAUGAUUUUUAUCUCCUCAAGUAAAUGAUCAAGUGAUUUCAAAUUGAACCAUUGUCCUGAUAGUUUUUUUUAACAUAAAACAUUUGCUUUAUGUUCAGCCUGGUGCUGAAUGUUACAUUCCUUGAUGGAACUUAUAUAAAUUUAGAACUUUGUUGCACACAUUUAUGUUUGUUGUUUCAGUUUGUAUUAUAAACAGCAAUUGUUUUGAGAUUUUCAAGUAUGUGCCAAUAUAAUUUAAUUUUUUUACUAUCUAAACAUUUGGAAAAUGUUUAACACUUGAAUAAUGUUUAAUUGUAUGUUCCAUUUCACUGCCACAAUUGUAUGUAGACCUAAUUAUUAGAUCACAUUGUUCACAGUCCAAAGUACUAAGAAAAUCCACACUUUAAACAUUCUGUUUACUUUAAACACUAUAUAAGAAUUACUCAUAGAAUAGUGAUUGUUAAAAUAUACCAAUCUAUCUGGGUCAUGUCAGUGAUAUUUUUGAUAUCAUUAUUCUGCACAGUCUUGCUAUUUUUUUAUUUUUUUUUUACAUUUCUUACCAAAUUGUUUAUUGAUUACAGUGCCCAUUACUUUGUACCAAAUAUAUUAUCUCAGAAUAAAAUACUGAGCAGACUGAA